This is a messenger RNA of Boeremia exigua, 1498 nucleotides long. RefSeq names its product alkanesulfonate monooxygenase. Bases 62 to 1390 code for a protein of 442 amino acids. Gene Ontology annotation, molecular function: monooxygenase activity; oxidoreductase activity, acting on paired donors, with incorporation or reduction of molecular oxygen. The record is from RefSeq and is a predicted model, not a curated record. The transcript has a single exon. Lineage: Eukaryota; Fungi; Ascomycota; Dothideomycetes; Pleosporales; Didymellaceae.
AUUAGUAUAAAGACCAUAAAGAAGUGAGAGGCUCGAUUAACGCACCAAAACUGCAGAAAAAAUGGCAUCGCAAAAGCAACUCCACUUGACAGCGUUCAUGCGCCCGGUCUCCUUGCACACCGGUGCGUGGCGGUAUCCCGGAGCGUACCCGGAUGCGAACUUCAACUUAAAGCAUCUGAAGACGUUCAUUCAGGAGUUAGAACGGGCGAAGUUCGAUGCGUUCUUCAUGGCCGAUCACCUCGCCGUGCUUAAUCUCCCCGACGACGCACUGCGCCGCAGCCACACAGUGACUUCCUUCGAACCCUUCACGCUGCUCUCCGCACUGUCGCAGGUCACAGACAGGAUUGGUCUUGCAGCCACAGCGACAACGACAUAUGACGAGCCGUACCAUGUUGCGCGCCGCUUCGCGUCGCUGGACCACCUGAGUGAGGGACGUGCCGCGUGGAACAUCGUCACGACGGGGAAUCCGGAAACGAGCAAGAACUUCGGGCUCGACGAGCACGUCCAGCACGCAGAUCGGUACAAGCGGGCGCGCGAGUUCUACGACGUGGUGACCGGGCUGUGGGACUCGUUCGCCGACGAUGCUUUCGUGCGCGAUCAGGAGAGUGGGCUGUUCUUUGAGCCCAGUAAGAUGCACGUUCUGAACCAUGUCGGCGACGAUCUCAAGGUCAGGGGGCCGCUGAACAUUGCACGUCCUGUGCAGGGCUGGCCCGUUAUUGUGCAGGCUGGGCAGAGCGAGCCCGGGCGCCAGCUCGCAGCUGAAACGGCAGAGGUCGUGUUCUGUUCGCCGAAGGACCUUGAUGCUGCAAAGGUGUUGUACGCGGAUAUCAAGGGGCGGACGAAGAGUGCAGGGAGAAAUCCAGAGCAUCUUAAGAUUCUACCUGCGGCGUUGAUCAUCGUUGGCGACACGAAGGAAGACGCGCAGGAGAAGAGGCUCAGGCUUGACAGCCUGGCACACUCGGACUCCGCGGUAGCAAGCCUGAGUGUAGCAUUGGGCGCUGAUGUAUCGCAGUACGAUCCUGAUGGAUUCUUACCCAAAGACCUGCCGGAGACGAAUGCGAGUCAUACAUCGAGGGCUUCGGUGCUGGCGCUUGCGGAGAAGGAGGGACUGACUAUCAGACAACUAGCAAGUCGCUAUGGAGGAUUUGCUGGUCUUGCGUUUGUGGGCACGGUGGAGAGCAUCGCGGACGACUUUGAGGUGUGGCUCAAGGAGGAGGCAGCGGAUGGAUUUACCGUUUGCUUCCCAUUCUUACCGGAGGGGCUGAACAACAUAACGCAGAAGCUGAUUCCGGAGCUUCAGAAGCGAGGUUUGUUCAGGAAGGACUAUGAAGGGACGACAUUGAGGGAACAUCUGGGGCUGCCUAGGCCGAAGAACCAGUUCUUUGAGUAGUGAGCUACGAUAGGAGAGCUGCAAGAUUGAAUGACGAAGAUGCAAGCAAUACGAGUAUCAGUUCGCGUGUAUCUACACGUCUCUCAGCGCAUAUGCAGUGAUUUGGCC